Molecule: messenger RNA, 273 nt
Organism: Pseudomassariella vexata
Lineage: Eukaryota; Fungi; Ascomycota; Sordariomycetes; Amphisphaeriales; Pseudomassariaceae
Exons: 1
Biological process (GO): fatty acid biosynthetic process; secondary metabolite biosynthetic process
Molecular function (GO): fatty acid synthase activity
Source: RefSeq, a predicted model, not a curated record
GGCUCUAUCAAGGGAAAUAUUGGACACUGCAAAACAUCAGCUGGAGUGGCUGGUGUACUCAAGAUACUGGCGAUGAUCAGGCAUGGUCAGCUUCCGCCGCAGGCUAACCGUAAGAAGCUCAGUCCCAAAAUCGCACCACUCGAGUCGGACAGACUAGUUGUCACCCCUAGCUUGCCUUUAUGUAAAUCAUCCUUUCGCGCAGCUCUGGUAAACAGCUACAACGCGGCUGGGUCAAACUGCGGCUUACUGUGUUGUGAAAUGCCUUCGCAGCAU